Penicillium samsonianum is the source of this 222-nucleotide messenger RNA. RefSeq lists its product as uncharacterized. The record is from RefSeq and is a predicted model, not a curated record. The transcript has 2 exons. NCBI's taxonomy places the organism in Eukaryota, Fungi, Ascomycota, Eurotiomycetes, Eurotiales, Aspergillaceae. Bases 1 to 222 code for a protein of 73 amino acids.
AUGGGAAAUCUCAACCUUUUAAAUUGGUGCCAAGACCACUUCCAAAUCGUAAAAACAGCAAGCAAGAGUUGGCAAGUUCACUUGCUUGUGAGGAUGAUUCAAAAACAAGCUUCAGUCUGUUGUGCAAGAGGUGUUGUGCGCCCUCUUCAGAUUGACCUCACUUUUUUAGCUCUGAUUUUGGCCGAGCCUCGGGGAAGCUUCGGGGGAGCUCUCUGGAGCUGA